CGCCAUGGACACGACCGGCCACAGCGUCCUCCUCCUCCAGCAGCUGAACAUGCAGCGGGAGUUCGGCUUUCUGUGUGACUGCACGGUUGCCAUUGGAGAUGUUUACUUCAAAGCCCACAGAGCGGUGCUCGCUGCUUUUUCAAACUAUUUUAAGAUGAUAUUUAUUCAUCAGACGAGCGAAUGCAUAAAGAUUCAGCCUACAGACAUCCAGCCCGACAUAUUUAGUUACUUGUUGCAUAUCAUGUACACCGGGAAAGGGCCAAAGCAGACCGUCAGCCAGAGCCGACUGGAGGAGGGCAUCCGCUUUCUCCACGCAGACCACCUCUCCCACAUUGCGAUCGAGAUGAACCAAGUGUUCUCCCCAGAGCCGGUCCAGUCUUCGAACUUGUACGGCAUCCAGAUCUCGACCGCACACAAACCGGCGAAGGAGCGCCUGGGAGCCAAGGAGAGUCUGCCCAAGGCGGGCAGCAGGUCUGCUGCCCAGGGCGACCACCCGCAGCUGCAGCUCUCUCUGGCCAUCGGCCUGGACGACAGCUCCCUCAACCAGCAGGUCGCUCGCCCCUCCGCUCCGCCCGCCACUCUCGCCAAGCCGGCAGAAGAGCAUCCAAAGCUCUCGGUCUCCAUAAAGCAGGAGAGGUGCGACUCAGAGCCCGUGGUGUCCCAGAGCUGCACCCCUCCGUCUCCGGAGGUAGCGAGCCCCAUCUUUGCUAAGGCCAGCCUCAAGGUGCACUUGUGUCACUACUGCGGGGAGCGUUUCGACUCCCGGGGGGGGCUGCGGGAGCACUUGCACACCCACGUCUCGGGCUCGCUGCCAUUCGGCGUGCCGGCCUCCAUCCUGGAGAGCAGCGACCUGGGGGAGGUGCAGCCGCUGGCUGAGGACAGGGAGACAGGGGAUGGCCACCGGCUCGGGGCCUUCCUCCUCAAGGAGGACGAGCCUCAGCUAGAGCACCUGAGCUGCAGCGACCUGGAGCCUCUGCAGAUCGGCCAGCUCUCCCUCAUCUCCAAGGACCAUGAACCGGUAGAGUUGAACUGUAACUUUUCUUUCUCGAGAAAGAGAAAAAUCAGUUGCACUGUCUGUGGCCGCACGUUUUUCCGCAAGAGCCAGCUGCUCGAACACAUGUACACACACAGAGGGAAGCAGCAGAAAUACAGUCGCUGCCAGCGGCUGGAGAGCUCCGCGACCCCCAGGUUUCGUCCUUACUGUGACAGCGAGAACGCGGGGAAAAGUUCCAGUUUAUCCCAAGACCACUUAGAUGAAUGUAUACUGGAGUCAGAUCUCAUCCAAGAAAGCGUUGAUACGAUCCUGGUAGAGUAG
This is a messenger RNA of Pelecanus crispus (Dalmatian pelican), 1315 nucleotides long. It is a transcript of the gene ZBTB25, whose product is annotated as zinc finger and BTB domain containing 25. Lineage: Eukaryota; Metazoa; Chordata; Aves; Pelecaniformes; Pelecanidae. Gene Ontology annotation, biological process: regulation of transcription by RNA polymerase II. Gene Ontology annotation, molecular function: protein binding; DNA-binding transcription factor activity, RNA polymerase II-specific. Gene Ontology annotation, cellular component: nucleus. The record is from RefSeq and is a predicted model, not a curated record.